This is a messenger RNA of Macaca mulatta (Rhesus monkey), 17574 nucleotides long. The record is from RefSeq and is a predicted model, not a curated record. NCBI's taxonomy places the organism in Eukaryota, Metazoa, Chordata, Mammalia, Primates, Cercopithecidae.
AAGCGGUCUCGUUGGCCCUGCGGCGCUGGAGCCCUGACGCACGGAGCUCGAGAGCGAGAACGGGAGAGAAAGGGGUAGAAAUGGCGGCUCCGCUCAGCUCCCGCUGAGGAGGGCGAAGCCGGCGGAGUGUCUGUGCUGCCGCCUGCAGCACCGCCCCCGCUUCCCGCUCGCCGCUUGCUCACGCCGACUUCCCUUCCUCUGCCCGGCUCUCUCUUGUGCUCGUCUGCGCUCUGCACGCUCCGGACCGGCUCGUCUCUCACUGCCCGGCUCGGCUCCGCUGGCCCUGACUGACCGGCCGGCGGGCCGGCCUUGCUCGGCUCUCCCGGGCGCGGCGUGGACUCCGUCCCCCUGGCUGGACCAUGGUGAACACCCGGAAGAGCUCUCUCCGCCUUCUCGGGUCCAAGUCUCCUGGUCCCGGGCCUGGGCCUGGGGCCGGAGCAGAGCCUGGGGCGACCGGAGGCAGCAGCCAUUUCAUCUCCUCUCGGACCCGCUCCUCCAAGACCCGCGCCGCCAGCUGCCCCGCCGCCAAGGCCGGGGGAAGCGGUGGCGCCGGCGUCACUCUGGAUGAGGCCAGGAAAGCUGAAGUUGAUGGUAGUUUAAGUGAUAGCCACGUAUCUCCUCCAGCCAAACGCACUUUGAAACAACCUGAUUCUGUUUGCAAAGACAAAUCAAAAUCACGAAGUACUGGUCAGCGAGAGGAAUGGAAUUUAUCAACUGGACAGGCCAGGUUAACUUCUCAGCCUGGUGCUACAUUACCAAACGGACAUAGUAGUUUAUCCCUUCGAAGCCAUCCCCUUCGAGGGGAAAAGAAGGGAGAUGGGGACCUUUCUUGUAUAAAUGGUGACAUGGAAGUCAGAAAAAGUUGUCGUUCCAGGAAAAACAGAUUUGAAAGUGUGAACCAGAGUUUGUUAUUUGAUCAACUAGUAAAUAGCACUGCUGAAGCUGUGCUACAGGAAAUGGACAACAUUAAUAUCCGACGGAAUCGUCGAUCAGGAGAAGUAGAACGACUUCGAAUGUGGACAGAUACAGAAUUUGAAAACAUGGAUAUGUAUUCAAGAGUGAAAAGGCGAAGAAAGUCACUAAGGAGAAAUAGUUAUGGGAUACAAAAUCAUCAUGAAGUUUCUACUGAGGGUGAAGAAGAAGCUAGAACCUCUAAAUUGCUUCCUUUGGAGAAAAUCAGUAUAGAAUCUCAAGAGGAGGAUGGAGAUAUAGAAGUUGAAGAGGCAGAAGGAGAAGAAAAUGAUAGACCAUAUAAUUUGAGACAGAGAAAAACAGUGGAUCGAUACCAAGCACCUCCAAUAGUACCAGCUCAUCAAAAAAAGAGGGAAAACACACUGUUUGAUAUUCAUAGAUCUCCAGCGAGAAGAAGCCAUAUUAGGAGAAAGAAGCAUGCCAUUCAUAGUAGUGACACAACUUCUUCUGAUGAGGAACGCUUUGAAAGAAGGAAAUCAAAGAGCAUGGCAAGAGCAAGAAAUAGGUGUUUGCCUAUGAACUUCAGAGCAGAGGACUUAGCUAGCGGUAUUCUCCGAGAACGAGUGAAAGUGGGUGCAAGCUUGGCUGAUGUUGAUCCAAUGAACAUUGAUAAAUCAGUACGGUUUGAUAGCAUAGGUGGAUUGAGCCAUCAUAUUCAUGCACUAAAGGAAAUGGUAGUAUUCCCACUUUUAUAUCCAGAAAUUUUUGAAAAGUUUAAAAUUCAGCCUCCAAGGGGCUGUUUGUUUUAUGGCCCUCCUGGCACAGGUAAAACCUUGGUUGCCAGAGCAUUAGCUAAUGAAUGCAGCCAAGGAGACAAAAAAGUGGCUUUUUUUAUGCGAAAAGGAGCAGAUUGUUUGAGCAAGUGGGUUGGUGAAUCUGAAAGGCAACUUAGGCUUCUUUUUGAUCAGGCAUAUUUGAUGAGACCUUCUAUAAUAUUUUUUGAUGAAAUAGAUGGAUUAGCUCCAGUUCGCUCUAGCAGACAAGAUCAGAUCCACAGCUCUAUAGUAUCAACCCUCCUUGCUCUUAUGGAUGGAUUAGAUAAUAGGGGUGAAAUUGUUGUUAUUGGUGCUACAAACAGACUUGACUCUAUAGAUCCUGCACUCAGGAGACCUGGUCGUUUUGACAGAGAAUUCCUCUUCAACCUGCCUGAUCAAAAGGCAAGAAAACACAUCUUACAGAUCCAUACCAGGGACUGGAAUCCAAAAUUGUCAGAUGCAUUUUUAGGUGAACUGGCUGAAAAAUGUGUUGGCUACUGUGGAGCUGAUAUCAAGGCCCUGUGCACUGAAGCCGCCCUGAUUGCGCUGCGGAGGCGUUAUCCCCAGAUCUAUGCUAGCAGUCAUAAACUGCAGCUGGAUGUUUCCUCAAUAGUGCUUAGUGCUCAAGACUUUUACCAUGCAAUGCAGAAUAUUGUGCCUGCUUCGCAACGUGCUGUGAUGUCUUCAGGGCAUGCACUAUCUCCCAUCAUAAGGCCACUGCUGGAAAGAAGCUUCAACAACAUCCUAGCGGUCUUGCAAAAAGUGUUUCCUCAUGCUGAAAAUAGCCAGAGUGACAAAAAAGAAGAUAUAGAAACUUUAAUUUUAGAGGAUAGUGAAGAUGAAAAUGCUUUAUCAAUUUUUGAGACCCAUUGUCACUCAGGAUCACCAAAGAAACAGUCAUCAGCUGCUGCUAUACAUAAACCCUACCUUCAUUUUACAAUGUCACCGUAUCAUCAGCCAACCUCAUACAGGCCACGCUUACUGCUAUCUGGAGAACGGGGCUCAGGUCAAACUUCUCACCUUGCUCCAGCACUUUUGCACACUCUAGAAAGAUUCUCUGUGCAUAGACUAGAUCUCCCAGCACUUUAUUCAGUUAGUGCCAAAACACCUGAGGAAUCAUGUGCACAGAUUUUUCGUGAAGCUCGAAGAACAGUACCUAGUAUUGUUUACAUGCCUCACAUUGGAGAUUGGUGGGAAGCUGUCAGUGAAACUGUGAGAGCAACUUUUCUGACAUUGCUACAAGAUAUACCAUCAUUUUCACCUAUAUUUUUAUUGUCUACCUCUGAAACCAUGUACAGUGAACUGCCUGAAGAGGUUAAAUGUAUCUUUAGAAUACAGUAUGAAGAGGUCUUGUAUAUUCAAAGGCCUAUUGAAGAAGACAGAAGAAAAUUUUUUCAAGAAUUGAUUCUCAAUCAGGCAUCAAUGGCUCCACCACGAAGGAAACAUGCUGCUCUUUGUGCUAUGGAAGUGCUUCCUCUUGCACUACCUUCUCCACCUCGUCAAUUAUCAGAAUCAGAAAAAAAUCGAAUGGAGGACCAGGAGGAAAAUACUUUAAGAGAAUUGCGGUUGUUUCUCAGGGAUGUAACCAAGAGGCUGGCCACAGAUAAACGCUUUAACAUCUUCAGCAAACCGGUGGAUAUUGAAGAGGUUUCAGAUUAUCUUGAAGUAAUCAAGGAACCAAUGGACUUAUCAACAGUAAUAACUAAAAUUGAUAAACAUAAUUACCUAACUGCAAAGGAUUUCCUGAAAGAUAUUGACCUCAUCUGUAGCAAUGCUUUAGAGUAUAAUCCAGACAAGGACCCAGGAGAUAAAAUAAUUAGGCACAGGGCUUGUACCCUGAAGGACACUGCACAUGCUAUCAUUGCGGCUGAAUUAGAUCCAGAAUUUAAUAAACUUUGUGAGGAAAUUAAGGAAGCAAGAAUAAAAAGAGGCUUAUCAGUAACAUCAGAACAAAUAAAUCCUCAUAGUACUGGAGCUCGGAAGACAGAAACUAGAGUUGAAGAGGCAUUUCGGCACAAACAAAGAAAUCCAGUGGAUGUCUGGCACAACUCUGCAAAUAAAUGUGCAUUUCGGGUUCGGAGAAAAUCAAGGCGGCGAUCACAGUGGGGUAAAGGAAUUAUUAAGAAAAGGAAAGUUAAUAAUUUAAAAAAAGAUGAAGAAGACACCAAAUUUGCAGACUAUGAGAACCAUGCGGAGGACAGGAAAUUAUUAGAGAAUGGAGAGUUUGAGGUAAGCACUGACUGCCAUGAGGAAAAUGGAGAAGAGACUGGAGACUUAUCUAUGACCAAUGACGAAUCAUCCUGUGACAUCAUGGACAUGGACCAGGGGCAGAGGCUUAACAAUGGAGCAGGCACAAAAGAGAACUUUGCCUCUACUGAGGAGGAAAGUUCAAAUGAAUCUCUACUCGUCAACAGCAGCAGUUCCUUAAACCCGGAGCAGACCUCCAGGAAAGAGACUUUCCUUAAAGGAAAUUGUCUAAAUGGUGAGGCUUCCACUGACAGUUUUGAAGGAAUACCAGUUCUGGAAUGUCAGAAUGGCAAGCUUGAAGUAGUUUCUUUCUGUGAUAGUGGAGAUAAAUGUAGUUCUGAACAAAAGAUUCUUCUGGAGGACCAGUCAAAAGAAAAACCAGAAACUUCGAUUGAAAAUCAUGGAGAUGAUCCUGAGAAACUAGAGGCACUGGAAUGUAGCAAUAAUGAGAAGUUAGAACCUGGCCCUGAUGUGGAGGUUAAAGAUGCAGAACUGGAUAAAGAAGGUGCUUCUAAAGUAAAGAAAUACCGUAAAUUAAUUUUAGAGCAGGCAAAAACGACAAGUCUGGAACUGGUUCCAGAAGAGCCAUCUGAGCCUGUGCCUCCUCUUAUAGUUGAUCGUGAGAGAUUGAAGAAAUUGCUUGAUUUGUUGGUGGAUAAAAGCAACAAUCUGGCAGUUGAUCAGCUUGAGAGACUAUAUUCUCUUCUUAGUCAGUGCAUCUACCGUCAUCGUAAAGAUUAUGACAAAUCACAACUUGUAGAGGCAUGGAAAGGAAGCCCUUCAUGACAUUGCUUUGAAACUGAGGACAAGACGAGAUAGACGGACAGAAUGGUCAGAGCCGGGAGGAGGGGAGAGGAAACAACCAAGGACUUCCGCCACAGACAGCCAGCAGCCAUGACCUGGGGCCUGGCCCGGGGCGGGGCCCUCCUGCCACAUGGAACACGGGGUCAGAGGUCAGAGUGGCCUGCGUGUAGAGUGUGCAUCGGGCUUGGGAACUGGGGGGAGCAGGGGAGGGACACAAAUAUAUCAAUCUGUUUAUAUCUGGUGUCUACAGGAAUACAAAACCAUUGCAAAGGCUCCUAAGGCCUGGCAGCCGCCCCUAAAGCUGGACCUGGAAGGAAACAGAUAAGAUGAAGCAAGAGUGACACCGAUGCAUAAGUGACAGCAGGAGUAAAAACACCCGGCGCGUCGGGAGUCUGGAGGCCUCGUAGGCCGUCGGCUUGGCUGCCCUGUCCUGGCUCCUCCGAGCAGCCUUGCUUCCUGCCCGGAGCCCGGUCCUGCCUGGGGCUGGGCUUGGCCACAUGGCUGGGAAAUGACCUCUGUGGUCCACUCACUCGCUUCCGAGGAGGCCACAGGGCAAGAUGCUUGUGAUGGGUCCCUUGCGUGCACCUGUGGCUGGCGGUGGGGCUGUCGAGGUGUCCAGCAAGCGGGCAGGCUGGCUGCAGACAGACCAGCUGCUGGGUGUGUGGGUGAGCGGAAAGAGCACAGGGCAGAGAGCUGGGGGCGCUGGGUGCCCGGGCUCUGCCACCAACAGGUGGGCAGCCUUGGCCUCCCAGGCCCUCAGCCUCCUCUUCUGCAAAACAAGAGGGUGGACCUAGAUGAGGUCUGAACUCCCGUGGAGAUUUUGUGGCAGAGGCUGGAAAAUGCCGUUCCCACGAGACUCUUCUCUAUGUGGCAGUACCUGAAACUCCAUCAUUAGAGCGACAUUCUCUCAGGUCAGGCACCGCCCUCCCAGAGCCUCAGCGAAGGCAUGGCCAGGAGGAGAGGGGGAGAUGCAAUCCUGCCACAGAGCCGGCGUCCAGGCUCCCUCCCAGGGCGGCCACCGUAGGCCGUCCCCACACAACGGCUCAUCCCACCAGGACCCCAAGGGGCCUCUGCCUCCAAGCCCUGGGCCAGCCCAGAAGGCAGAGGGGGCAAGGUGUGGGCUCCACAGAGGCCCCUCCAAACCCCUGCAACACAGAGUGACUCCUAAAGUGACUUCACACACCUAGUCUUCUGCUGUUGGGAUGGAUUUCCAUACCUCGGUGGCUUUGUUAAGUGUAAAAGUAAUCUACUACGUGAUCACUUGAAACCACAGAAAUCCUUAACACCCCCAGCCCCAGAGCCAUCUGGUCAACCUCAUACUCCUGUCUUUGCUGCCCGGGCCUUCAUUCCUGCAAGCCGCUGCCUGGCCUCUCCUCUGCCCUGUGGAGGUCACACGGGGCCACAGCCUGCUCCCGAGGCCCCCAGUCACUGCUGCCUUCACCUCUGGCCAGCUCACUUGUCUACCCAGGAGUCCUCAGGUGGAGGAGCUCAAAGCCAGUGAAGGGCUGAGCCCAGGGGACUUCAGGAUGUGUGAGCACACACGCACACAGAUGUACUGUGGGGAGGGGUGCUGGGCAGAUGGACAGUCCAUGGCUGAGUGACAGGUGCGAUGGGACCCACAUGGCUGCUGAGGGGUGCUGCCUGUCUUGCCCACAGUCUGAGCUAGGGAGUGGGUCCUGGCCGCCAGGCACAGGAGGAGGGGCACCAGGUGCCGUAGAGCAUCGCAGGUGCUGUCUAGACUGAGGAGGACCCUUGACCACAGGAGGCAUGGCUGUGGCUCUGUUCCUCCUGGCCCCUUGUGAGGGCCACCUAUGGGGUGGAGGGGGUGCUGGGCAGAUGAUCUGCAGGGAAUGGCCAUAGAGGCACAGGGGAAUGUGAUGGGGGCUCUGUCAGAAUCUGAGUUCAAGGAGGAGAUGAGGCCUCAAAGGGCGAGGCCUGUGCCUCUUACCAACACACAUGGUUCUCAUCCACACAGGCCUUUGUGCGUGGCCUGGAGAGCUGUGAGGGGGUGGGGGCGCCUCUCUAUCCCUGAACACCAGACUGUCUUGGGACUGGACCCCAGUGCUCCUCAGGCCUCUUCCCUCUGAGCAGGGACCCCAGAGGGACACCCCUGUGAUGGGUGACCCUGGUCCCUGAGGAGGGGGUACAGGUGGCUGUUCCGUCCCUGCCCUGAGCCAUUUCUUGUCCUGUCCUACUGGGCUCCAUGGAGUGAAUGGCGUGGGGUGCUGCUGGCCCGCCAGGUCACGACGUGGCUUUGGAGGGACUGCAGCAGGGCAGACGGGCAGCACUAACCUUCUCUAUGAAGCUGACACAGGGGCUGGGGUGCAGAGUGAGGGGCAGGCUGGUGCUGCCCAGCCACACGGGCCCCAUGGGGUCUGUCAGAAGACCAGAGCUUCCUAGAGUCACUUCCUUCUCAGGUUGGGAAUGCCCAGGAGAGGCCAGAGUUCGAGACGAAGCCUCUGCUCAGCAGAGGAAUGGCUAGGUCCAACUACCGGGACGUUUGCAAUCCCACCAUUAGCCAUGGACUCAUCCAGGAUUAGAAAUGCCCUUCCUUUCAGACACCAGGUUGGAGGCCCUCAUCCACCCUCACGCACCUCGGAGGUCAGAUGUUCAUUUUGCAAGGUGGAACUGGGCACCGUCUGGAGCGAUGGGCAGAAUCCGUGGGCAGCGGCGGGUGAGGCACAGGCAUGGGGCAGGUGGCUGGUACCCAGCUCUGCUCAGAAGAGAGGACUCUGCCCGUGAAUGAACACCUGGGCAUGUCCUCAGCUGCAGGACACAUGCAUGGGCAUGCACGAGUUUCCCUGGGUCUUGGGGAUUUGUGUGGCUCAGGCCCACCCUUGGUAACUUGGCAACAGGUGUGGGUCAUGCCAUUGUGCCAGCAUUCAAAGUGAGACAUGGGAGUCUCAUUAUCUGGCUUCCAAGCCACACCUGUCUACCAAGCAAGGUGGCAGGCGCUGCCACCCACACAUGCUCAGGGAAGAGGGUGAAGGGUGUGGGGCUCUGGGCAGGACUUUGCUGGGACCCUUCUGCAUGGCCAUGGGGGGCAGCCAAGCCCAAAGGGACUUGGCCGCACCCUGGGAGAGGACACUGAGAUCCAGCGCUCCCAGUCACAGUCUGACCGUCAUCUCUACAAAACACACAUCUGGUCGCAACACCCCCAGGCUCCUGUGACCCAGGUCCAGCCUCCCUCCAGCCGCGUCCCCUGCAAGCCACCGUCAUGCCUGGCCCUGCAGCAAUGUGGAGUCACCUGUGGGACCUGAGACCCCCUCCUGCCUUUCAACCUUGCUCUCCCCCACGUGUCUGCCCGGCCGAUGCCUGUUCUUCAUAACCCACAUCAGAUGCCACCUCUCCAAGGUGCCUCCCUGAAUGCCCCUCCCCCACAGCCAGGCCCUUGGCCCACGAGUCUCUGAAGCGUCAUCUCCGCUCAUCUCCUUGCCUGUCUGCAGCGUGUCCCCACCAGACUGUGGGCUCUGCUGGUGUUUGGUGUGAGUCCUGGCCCCAGGAGGGGCUCCCGUGUGUUUGCUGAGUGACCAGCGAGUGAAUGACUUGGAUUCCCACAUUCUGUCCUGUGGCUCCAGGGCAGGGUGUCUGCACUGGGGUUGGGUCUGGCAGGCACUGUCCUUGCCAGGCUCGGGUGCUGGGUCAUUGUCCUCCCUGGGGCUGGAGUGGUAGACACAUCACCUGUCCCAGGCUGGGGGUGGGAGUCUAGCCUGAGCCUCCAGACAGGAGGCUCAGGGAUGCUGGGACAGCAGGGAGGGGUCACCUGCCCCUGGCAGGGCUCACCCAGGGAGGGCCAAUGUUGAUCCCCACAGAGCAGAGGUCCCAGAAAUGGUCCCUCCUCCCUCCCUUACAAGAGUGCAGCUGCCUGAGGGGGGAGCCACUGCUUGGGGUUAAAGGGCAGGGCCACAGCUCCGCACUGGGCCAGUCCGGCUGCUGCACAGUAAGUCUCCAGGGUCACGGAUGUGAAGGGGACUGAAAAGACAUGGUGACAUCAGCUUCUCUCUUGACCACCAAGAAUGUGAAAUUCUCUGUGAUUUUACACGGCGGGAAAGGAAACCAUCUUCCUGUAAAGACCUGGCUUUCCUCCUGAGAAGGCACUUGUUUGCACUCAUCAGCACCAAUGGUCACGUGUGCUCUGUGGCUGCAAACUCACACGGCGACCUUCAGUCACAGGGCACCCUGGGGCUUGGCUUUGGCUUCCCUCCUUUUUCCCGUGUGACCCUCCUGUAUGCUGAAGGCCCCCCAGCCCCGACUCUACAAACCUCAGACCUCUCUGGGUUCAGAUCCAUGCACCUGGCUGCCUACAGGCGGCCCAACCUGGGGACCUGGGCGUCCAUCAGGCUGCUCAGCUUGACACGCCAGAUGCUCAACUGCUCAUCUCCCCAGCUUUCCCAACGCUGGCCUGUGGACCUGCUCUCCUCCCUGUGACCUCUGAUGCCCAUGACACCUCAGCUUCUUGGGUCCUGGUGCUUGCACGUGGGAAGCCUCUCUGUCCUGGUCCUGCCCAUCCUCUGCCCAUCACUCUGAGGUGUCAGAGCUGCAGGAGACCUGGGCAUCAUGUGAACCAAUUCUGAUUUAUAGAUGAGAAAGCUCAGGGUGCAGGAGAGGAAGUGACCAGUCUGAGGUCACAGGACAAGUGGCAGCGUCAGGUGUAGGACCCAGGUCUCCGACCUGCCAAGGCGGGGAUGUCCUCUCUCCUCCAGCCCCAUCCUUUCUGAUCAGGGCCACCGAGACACAUCCUACUGUUCUCCCGCCUUCAGGUAGGUGUCCCUUCCUCACUGCUCUUGACAUUACCCACCUCAGACCAUGCCCAGGUCCUAGCAUGGGGUCAGGGCUUGCCUGCCCCAGCGCAGCCCACUCUGGGAGGGCCAUCUGCCCCACCCUGCCCUUCCCCACUCAUGCCCCACCCCCGGCCUGGAAUGCUCUUCCUCCCUCUUAUCAGCCCAAGAAGCCUUCACUACUUUGGGUUCCCACCUAGCACGUGUUCUUCUCUGUUGCGUGCAAGUCUGGCUUUCCAUGUGUGGUCUCUGAAAGCCAUCGGAGGGCGCUGUGCUCCUCUCGCCCACCACGUUCUAGCUGGGGAUGAGGCUGCCGCUCAGCACUGACCUGCCCCCUUUCUGUCCUCUCCAGCUGGUUUGGAGCCAGGCCCAAGACCCUAGGACGCUCAUCCGUGAUCCAGCAGCCAGAUGCGGGCCCCUGCUUCCAGGAUUUGUCAAGAGUGGAAGCACAAAGUCCUCCCUGGCCUGGUGAGGGCACUAGACAUAUCCCUUCACCCCAGACCACAUGCCCCUAACCCCUGUGCUUGGACAGAGAGAGCCCAAGCACCGGGGGCAGGAGACCCGAGGUGUCCAUGAGAUGGGAAGUCCCAAAGAGCCUGCCCCUUCCUGCGAGGCUGAGGGCCGGCAUGGGGCCAGGCGGAGCCCGCCCACAGGGCAGCUGGGCUCUAUGUGAAAGGACGGAUCGGAGAGGAGAUGCCAGCCAGGGAUCCAUCCUGAAACAAAACACAGUCACUCCGGGGUUAGUUGGCAAGUCCAAACACGGCAUUGGGAAGCAGAGGUCCUGUCCUCCCUCUGAGCACAGUCCUGGCUCAGCGUCUGCCCCGGAGAGGCUGCAAGGCAAGAGGAGCAGCGGCGUUAAUCUGCUGAGGGCUGAGAGAAAUGUGAGCGUUACCCUGGGCUGGCCCCUUGGCUGCUCUCCCUUACUACGGAGCUGGAAGGUGGCCCCUGACUUCUUUGCAAAGGUAUGAAGCAGACAAAUUUAAAAAAUCAACAUAAUGGAGAAAAAAAAAAAAAAGAUGCUCAUGCACCAAUAAGACUCAUUCAGGUAGAAAUAGCCAGGGCAGAGGGCAGGAGGGAGGGAGCAAGGGUUGAGAGAGACCGUGUUUAGGACACACCUGGUCUAUGCUCCACAGCGCCGGUUUAGGCUCAGUGCACAAGGAUCAGACAUGCAGUGUUGCCCAGGCUUUGCUACAAGUCUCUUCUCCCCGACUUGGGCUGGGGAAAAGCGGCCCCGGGGGCACCCUGUGCUCCUCAGCAGGGAUGGCCUGAUCGAUGUGCUUUCCUGGCAUUAGUCAUCACUGACAGCAGGGACGAUGGCACUGGGGAUCCUGCUCUGGUCCAGUGGGGGCAGUGUGCAGUGAUCCCUUAAAAUGGAGCCUACAGUCCCCCUAAUCUCAGGGAGGGCUUGUGAGCCACUGAGAACCUGGGAUCUCAGGGGUGGGGCGGGGUGUUGUCUACUGCUGGCAGAGGCCCCUGGUGACCAGCAAAGCUGUGGGUGGGGGCAGAUGCUGGGGGCAGUGGCUGCUCUGAGGCUGUGUGUGAGAGGGUACUGGGGAGGAGGAGGAGGAGAGAUGGCUACUGGCUCUGUGACAGGGAGUCACGCUUCAGGAACCUGCAAGAGAGGGGAAGAGAAAAGCGACACAAAAGCGUCCUACAAAGGAACAGACCCGACCACAGCUGGAAGGAAGGCAAACCUUUGAAUCAGGUCCUUGAAAUACAAGCUGCAGGAAGCUAGAACAUUUUGGUGGACUUCAAACUCUCUGCCUUCAACAACAAUUUUCAGGUCUGUAAACGCUUUCGCUCUGCGUUGCUGGUUCAAUUCCUUCAACAUUUCUGCAGAACAGAGAAGACAGACAGGGCCAGGUUCCCAUUAAGAGUUUUUUUUUUUUUUAAAUUAAAAAAAGUAUUUUUUUUUUCUUUCAAGAAGUAGAGAAAUAGGAAAUACUUGAUAUUGUUUCUUGGCAAGACUGGCUCAACACUGACAGUCAAAAGAAGUCACAAACAUAAUGCAUAAACAAGCAGCCACUGGGAGGGGCUAAUAACCAAAGGCAUCACAACUUCAAAAAGCAAAAAAACCAAAUAUGAUACAAAAAAUCAAACCCAGAAAUUGAAAGGUUGGGGGAGAGAUUCCCAUACUGACGAUUGGAAACAUAGAGAAUACAUUAUCACAGACAACUAAAAACUGUUAAAUAACCACGGAGCAAGUUCUCCAAAUGCCAAUGGGUGCCGAUGUAUUGGAGACCAAGUCAAGCAUGGCAUUGUGAUGUAAGAUGGGCUGGAUAUGGUUCAAAGGAAUCACAACCACAAAACCUGCAAAAACAGCGUCCCUUAUGUUAGACACUCACAGCCAUGGCAUGGCAGCGGACCCCGAGAAAGGAGGGGGCCAUGGGAGAACUGGCAAACACCUCCUUCUGUUUCACAUUUGUGGGGACUUUUCGGGAAAGCAAGCAAGCAAGGGACAGGGACCCUCUGCGCCUCCUCCCAUGUCCCAGGCGAGUCUCUCAGGACGCCCACCCUCUCCUGGGGCUUUGACAUUGGGCAGAGCCUGCUUUACAGCCCAGCAGGUCCCAGGAAGUGGCCUUGGAGGCUCCCACUCUGCUGCGCACCUACCUGUGCCCAGUGUCUUGGACCUGGGGCUGGCACAGACAGUGCCCGGGCCCAUGGGCUCCAGACCUGGGGAUGUCAGAAGCUUCUCCCAGACCCACCCCAAGGCUUAGAAAGGAGAAGGAGGGAAGAGCCUGCCAGCCACCCUGUUGGGGUUGCACACUCUCUUUCACUGGCCAAAGUUAGGGCCUUCAUGUGACCACUGCUUCCCACAGCCUUGCCUCAUCUGUCUGCCUCCAGGACUGCCCUUAAUGUUGCUGGUAGCUGUGCCUAAGGCCCCUGAUCUUUGGGCCAGAAUGACCUGUCUUCAGGCCAGGCGAUUUCCCUUAGCAGAUGUAUGGGAGAGGGUGGCCUGCAGAGCUGAGCCCUGCUCUUCAGCACCCCCUGCCAUCGCCCAUGCUCCAGCCUCAUUGGCUAUCGCUGUCCACAUGGGCCAGGGCUGGCUGCCCGCCAGGACUUCUUCUUGGCCCCAGUCCUGCUUCUGACACUUGGCCAAGCCCCUUUGUCUCUCUUAGCCUCUACUUCUGUAUCUAUAAAAUGGGGAUUGAGGAUCCUGCUUCUGCUCCCUGACUGCCAGGCAGGCCCUUUUGGUGAGGACACACUGGGCUCUGCUGAAGACCAAGGAAGACAGUGGGAGGGGCUCCUGGAGAACAUGCCACAUGCAUGUUCAGGGAGUGGGGUCUGGGGCCCUGCCUUCUGGGAGCCAUGGGCAAGGCCGAAUCACUGACCCUGCCAACCCCAAGUCACACUGAGUCUGGAGUCGUAGCAGAGCAUCUCCAGGGGUGCGGAAGGGGGCUCUGGCUGGGACUUCAGGAAGGAUCUACAUGGGGUGAGCUCAGACCCGGAGCAAAGAGGGUGGGAGCUAAGACAGAGACCAACAGGCUCAGAUCACCAGCGGGAGGGUGCGGGAGGGCGCAGAAGCACGAGGGGGCAGGUGCUGGUGGCCAAAAGGGCCACAGGCAACAGGGAACACAAUGAGGCGCUGGGUGGGGCCAGAUCGCAGCAGUCUUGCCUGGGAGCUCCAGCUUCAUCCAGGGCACCAGGGAGCCACAGGGGAUUCUGGAUAGGAAGUGGUGAGGUUAGACUUGGGUUUCAGACAAAUCCACACAGAGGCAGGAUGGGGAGUGGCUUAGGAAGCCAAUGGGAGGCAAGAAAGUGACGUGCGGAGAGUUGAGCCUCGAAGCCAGACCUGAGGGUGAACCUGCACUGGGCCUCCUAUCAGCUGUGUGACCUUGGGAAAGGGGACCUACAUUCUCAGAGCCUCGGGGUCCACCCUUGUUGAAGGUUCCGUAAGACAGCAUGUGGCGGGCACACAGGGAGUUCAGCGUGGGGGCGAGUGCAGUGCUGGUGACGGUGACGGUCUUUCCAAGGGAGAGGUGAGAAGGCCGGAAUUACACAGCAGCAGCACGACAGAGAAACAGGAGUGUGUGGACCCCGUGGGGCUCAGUGCAGGAAGGAAGUGGGGAGGGGGAGGCGUGGAGACCAUUGACAGGAUUUUGGAGGGGAUGGUGGUGGGACAUCAGGAAGGGAGGGAACUAGAAGAUCAGUUGUGGGGUGGGGCCUGUGGGACACCCGGGGUUUGGGGUAGGAGGCAGUGGAUAGAGGCCUGGGCUGGAGAGAGCCUGGCGGUGCCUCAGACAGCCGGGGCACAGGGGAGACAGCACAGGGCCAGUUGUAGGGCCAGGCUGGAUAAGGCUCAGCUGCCGCACUCACACGCGUCUCCAGAAAGUCACCAGCUGAAUUAAUGCCCAAACCACGAGCCAGGUAGAUGACAUCACCUUUUUGAGUGAAGCGAGGUAGAUGAUGUCACCUUUUUGAGUGAAGUGGUAGGGGAUGGGAGAGAAUUCUGGGCUGGGAUUCUGAAGACCUGGAUCCUGGUUCUUGUUCCAGCAUUGCCACUAAUAGGUGUGUGACCCUGGGCCAGCCACCCCAGCUUUCUGGGCCUCCAUUUCCUCUAGCACAGGAGGGCAGAGAUAACUGCUCGGUAACCCCCUGGGUGUCACACUGCAGAGAGUGACAGAUGUGGCCCCACAUGCCUGCUGAGUUAAUCAGUGCUUAGGGGCCUGGAAAACACAGCAGCACACACAUGCCUACUCCUUCUGGGCCCGAGGCAUCCCGAGGGUUUCUGAAGACCUUCCCUUCAAAUCGAGGUCCCGGCAGUGAUUCUAUCAGCAGCCCCAGCCCCGGCCGUGACACCUGCUGCUCCAGGAAUUCUGCAGCCAGACCUGGAAGGCGCUUGGAGGUUCAGGUGUCCCCCUCCUAAUGUAGGUGCUUUCUGUUCUCUCUGAAUCUCACUUGGUGGAAAUCUGGAUUUAAUAGUUGGGGAAGAUUAUUUAUUCACUUUCAGAAGAAUUUGUCAAUUUAUGAAAGUGCUCACCAGGGGACUCCUUUUCCCAGCAGGCCCCAAGUGCAUUCCAGGUAUCGAUCGGCUGGUGUGUGCGGGCUGCUGCCCAUCGCCUGCCCAGCUGGCAAAGCAGGCUCUCAGGCUGUGCCUGUUGGGGGGCGGCAGACCCAGAAUCCACAAGGGGGCACCAGGACCCGCCGGGCACAGGCUGCCCUCCUCCCUGCCCCAUGUUUUGGCAAAGGACACUCCCUGAUUUCUGAGGAGCUUCCCAGUGAGGUGUGUGGGGCGCUGUGAGGAGGCCUCCAGCAACCAGGCCUGUUCCCAGGUGUGGGGAGGUCUGCAGGCCUCAGGGCUGGGCCUUCAGAGCGGACUUCCAGAAGCACCUGGCACCCUGCACUAUUCUGCUGCUCCAGGUUUCCGCGGGAGAAGAUGGCCCAGAGACGCUAUGGCCUUCCCUGGAUGGAGGCUCGCUGGGGUCUGGCGAGCGGAGUGCUGGCAGCUGAGCCUACCAGGUGGGGUGAAGACUUGGCCUCAGCAUCCGUCCCUGUUGGCCAGCCCCAGGGGUUGUUUUUGGGUCUCCUCGGCUUCGAGUGGGCCGCCCACCUGCGCCUGUGGGACUGCACACCCUGGCGCUGCUCACUGAAGUGGCUGCCCCCAGGCUCAGAUUUUUGUCCCAGGCCUCUUUGCCCCUUUUCCCACUUCCUCCCGCACGCCCAGGAUGCCCGACUCAGCAUGGAGCUUCUCUUCCCACAGAAGACAGUCCACUGCCUGCAUGCUGCAGGCCUUCCCCGGACUCCUCCCACCCCUCAUCACACCAAGUCCCAUCUUUUCACCUCCUAGAAUUCUCAGGAUCCAGCCGCUCCUGCCCCAGGCCCUUCAGCACCCUGAGUGAGCUGCCCUCAUCUUUCACCUGAGUCACUGCAACAGCCUCUGAGGACGUCUCCCUGUUUCCAGCCUGUCCCCCUCCAGGCCACCUCCACACUGCAGCUCCUCACAGCCUCCGGCCGCACAAAUCCUUCGGGUCUGAGCAGGGGCAGCACGGCCCUCUGGGGGUCUCCCCGUUCCCUCAGCUCCUCCUCCACUCCCAGGGGGCCCUUUGCUCCCCAGCAAAGCUUCCAUGCACCCCACACAUGUCCCCACUCCUCUCUGCCUGGAUCUUCCAUCCCCUUCCUCCAUCCGGCCAAACAGUAUUUAUCCUUCACCACCAGGGAAAGUGUUAUUUUGUCCUGGGCCUUUUUGCCUCCUUCCCCUCUUCCUCCCAUACCCCUGCCCUCCACCCCCUUUCGCAGGCUGGCAGAGCAACCUGUGCUCACUUCUUUAUAGAUACUAGGAGUUGUAAUUAUUUAUUUACAUGUCUGCCUCCUGCACUAGACUGUGUUUUAUUUAUAUUUUUAUCUUCAACACUCAGCACAGGGCCUGGCAUAUAUAUAGCUGGUGGUAGCAAAAAUUCUUUGUAGCUUCCCCCGUCAAGAGGUGGAGAUGAUUUCCCCACCCUUUGAAUCUUGGCUGGCUUUGUGAUUUGCUUUGGACCACAGAAAGUGGUGGAAGUUGACCCUGUGUAAAUGUUAGCCAUGGCCUCAAGAAGCUUUGCUCACUUUCACUCACUCUCCAGGGCCCCCUGGCACCACCACCAUAGGAGCGAGCCUGGGCUAACCUGUUGGAGCAUGAGAGACCACGUGGAGCAGAAACGAGCGGUCCCAGAUGAGACAUUUAGACCAGCCAGUCUCUGCCAGUAUCAGCCAGGCUGACCUAGAUCGGCUGAGUGUAUCCCAAACUGCCAGGCCAGGAUCACAGUCUAAAUAAGUGGCUGUUGUUGAAACACUCAAUUUUAAGUCACUCAAUUUAGAAUUGUUUGUUAAACAGCAAGAGCUAACUGAUACACAAAGCAUGAAUAGAUGAUGGACUCCAGUGCUCAGGGAACUUUCCCUGUGUUGGUUUCACCUUUGCUAGUACAGUUUGAGGCUAAUUCUUUUUUUUUUUUUUUAAGUUUUGGUAAAAUGUACCCAUUUUAAAGUGUCCAGCUCAGUAGUGUUAAGUAUAUUCACACUGUUGGGCAAACCACUGGAAUCCUUUUCAUCUUCACGAACAGAAACUCCACACCCAUUAAACAACCACUCCCCACCUCCCCUCCACCCAGCCCUGGCAACCAUCAUUCUACUUCCUGUCUCUAUGAGUUUGACUAUUUUACACCCUCUUAUAAGUGAAAUUAUGCAAUAUUUGUCCUUCUGUGAGUGGCUUUAUUUCACCUAGCAUAAUGUCCUUAAGGUUCACCCACAUGGUAGCAUGCAUCAGGAUUUCCCUCCUUUUUAAGGCUGGCUAAUAUUCCACUGUAUGUAGAUACCACAUACUGUUUAACAUUCAUCCUUUGAUGGACACUUGGGUUGCUGCCAACAUUUUGCUGUUGUAAACAAUGCUGCUAUGGGCACUUAUUUAGACUGUGAUUCUGGUUUGGCAGUUUGGGCUACAUUCAGCAGAUCUAGGUCAGGCCUGGCUGAUGUUGGCAGAGACUGGCUGGUCUAAAUGUCUCAUCUGGGACAGCUCAUUUCUCCUCCACGCAGUCUCUCAUGCUCCAACAGGCUAGCCCAGGCUCGUUUCUAUGGUGGUGGUGCCAGGGGUCCCUGGAGAGUGAGUGAAAGUGAGCAAAGCUUCUUGAGGCCAUGGCUCACGUUCAGUUCUCACCCCCGAGUUACGGACCAGAUAUCCCCUCUCGCGACCCGUCUCGAACCCCGUUCAUUCUAAGUGGUUAGUAUGAAAUGGCUCUGUGGAUGCAGCAGCAAUGGGCAUGAGGGAAUGGGGACUUGAGGAGGCUCUGCCUGGGGCUGGAUGCUUUGCCUAGAGGAGAGUGAAGCCACAAACAGAACCAAGGCUGGAGAUGAAGUUGCAGCCAAACUUCUGCAUAUUUUUCACCAAACGACAUAAGUUAUUUGUCAGAGACUAAUGGGCUCGUUCCGGCUGGACUACAAGAGCUGUGUGAGAUGGUAAUAAAGAGGAAGAGAUGUCAAUAUUAAAAGGCAAAGAACUUCAGUGGCUUUGCCACAGAGAAGUCCAUUAAAUCAGAGCCUUGAGAAAG